Rhinichthys klamathensis goyatoka is the source of this 1714-nucleotide messenger RNA. It is a transcript of the gene noc4l, whose product is annotated as nucleolar complex associated 4 homolog. Gene Ontology annotation, cellular component: nucleolus; Noc4p-Nop14p complex; small-subunit processome. The transcript has 15 exons. The record is from RefSeq and is a predicted model, not a curated record. NCBI's taxonomy places the organism in Eukaryota, Metazoa, Chordata, Actinopteri, Cypriniformes, Leuciscidae. Gene Ontology annotation, biological process: ribosome biogenesis. Bases 29 to 1606 code for a protein of 525 amino acids.
CACGACAACACUUAAUAGAGCAACAAUAAUGGCGCCGUCCAGGGACAGCAACGUGAAAGAAGAAAGCAGCCAGGUUUCAUAUAAGAAAGAUAUAAAUACUAAAACCGAUCGUAUAAUUCAAAACAGGAAACAUGCUAACGACAUAUUUGACGUCAUUGAAUAUUUACAGUCCGAGAAGGAAAAGGAAAUAAUUUUCGCCACUAAUGCUUGCAGUAAGAUUUUCUGUGAGUUGUUAGACAAAGGAGAUCUCCAUGUUGGUGAGCUGCCUAAAGAAGAGGACCUCAUGCAUGGUGAUCGCAGUGCUGAAGAGAAGUACCAUAUAUUUAUGAGACACCGUUACAACAGUUGUGUGGAACUACUUCUGGAAAAUAUAGGCCAUGAAGAUUUCCAAGUGAAGGAGAUGUCCCUCUGUGCCCUGAUGAAGUUUGUUGCAGCGGAAGGCAAACACCCUCUCCAGAAUUUGGACUGGUGUGAACACUACAACUUUCCCAGGGAGCUAAUACUGGCCCUGGUGAAGCAUCUUCUCUCGGAGAAAGAGGACAUGUCACUGCUCAUCUCCAGGUUUCAAGAGUUUAUGGAGAAGGAUGAUGUGCGCUACUACGUCAUGAGUUCAGUACGAGACAACAUAACCAGAGUUAUGGGCAGAAACAAAAGGGAUGUGAUUCCUGUAUAUCAGAAUAAUGUGUUCACACUCCUCUCAACCAUCAACAUACCCAGCCAAGCAUCAGAAAUGACAAAUUUCCUUGUCAAACAAGAGAAAAAACAUGAGGAUUGGAAAGCAGCCAGAUUAAAGGAGCAUAAACGAGCUUUUGAGCAAAUGUGGUUGGUGUUUCUCAAGUACAAGUUACCUAGCAGCAUGUACAAGAAGAUCCUGGUCAUCCUUCAUGAAUCUAUACUGCCACAGAUGGGUGAUCCCACAAUGAUGAUUGACUUUCUGAGCGCUGCCUAUGAGAUUGGUGGAGCGAUCAGUUUGUUGGCUCUGAACGGCUUGUUUGUCCUCAUCCAUGAACAUAAUUUGGAUUACCCAGAUUUUUAUAAAAAGCUGUACAAUCUGCUGGAUCCCUCUAUCUUUCAUGUCAAGUACAGAGCACGUUUUUUCCAUCUGGCAAACAUUUUCCUGUCUUCAACACAUCUGCCAGUCUACCUGGUGGCAGCGUUUGUGAAGCGUCUCGCUCGUCUGUCUCUCACAGCGCCACCUACAGCUCUCCUCAUACUUCUGCCAUUCAUCUGUAAUCUCAUUCGCCGGCACCCCUCAUGCAAAGUUCUCAUCCACAAACCCAGUGCUGCAGAAGAGCCUUGCGAUGACCCAUAUGUGAUGGAAGAGAAAGAUCCGGCUCAGUGUCAUGCUCUGGAGAGCAGCCUGUGGGAGAUCAAGACAUUACAGAAGCAUUACCAUCCAGAUGUGUCCAAGGCCGCCAUGAUGAUCAAUGAGCCUCUUUCUGAACAGGAGGAUGACAUCAGUGUGCUGCUAGAGCUCUCUACUUUUGAGCUAAUGGAGCGAGAACUCAAGGCUGAAAGGAAGACGAUACCGCUGGAGUUUGACACAGCCACCGAGCUCCUGAAGAGCUCCAGAGAGGUGCUUGGAGUGCACUUUUCUCUAGAGUAGCCACACUUUUUUGUGCUUUUCAAAAUCUAUUCUAUGUAUAAAAAUGUUUGUGCAUCAACUAUGGUAGUGCUUUCCCCAGUCUGAAGAAAUAAACAUUUGUACAAAUAA